This is a messenger RNA of Artibeus jamaicensis (Jamaican fruit-eating bat), 414 nucleotides long. It is a transcript of the gene S100Z, whose product is annotated as S100 calcium binding protein Z. The record is from RefSeq and is a predicted model, not a curated record. Gene Ontology annotation, cellular component: cytoplasm. Lineage: Eukaryota; Metazoa; Chordata; Mammalia; Chiroptera; Phyllostomidae.
AUGGGUUUUGCUUUGGUCCUAAUUGACUUUGAGAAACUUGCGGGACACUCAGGUAGCCAUGGGGUCCAGCAGACGGAUAGUCCCCGAGUUUGGCGGCCUGCCCCUGGAGCCGUCAGUUCUGCUGCCAACACGCCCACGCAGCUGGGGAUGGCCAUGGACACCAUGGUUAGAACCUUCCACCGGUACUCCGCAAGGGAGGGGGCAGACUGGGAGCUCAGCGAGGGGGGACUGAGGAUGCCCCUGCAGAGAGAGCUCACACACUUCCUCUCGUGCCAAAAGGACCCGCAUUUGGUUGAUAAGAGUGCCAAUAAGGACAAUGAAGUGGAUUUUAAUGAGUUUGUGGUCACGGUGGCCGCCCUGACAGUUGCUGGUAAUGAUUAAUUUGUAGAACAACUGGCGAAGAAAGGAAAUUAA